This is a messenger RNA of Fonsecaea monophora, 1002 nucleotides long. RefSeq lists its product as hypothetical. Gene Ontology annotation, cellular component: P-body. The record is from RefSeq and is a predicted model, not a curated record. The transcript has a single exon. The coding region runs from base 1 to 1002 and encodes 333 amino acids. Gene Ontology annotation, biological process: deadenylation-dependent decapping of nuclear-transcribed mRNA; positive regulation of catalytic activity; deadenylation-independent decapping of nuclear-transcribed mRNA. Gene Ontology annotation, molecular function: mRNA binding; enzyme activator activity. NCBI's taxonomy places the organism in Eukaryota, Fungi, Ascomycota, Eurotiomycetes, Chaetothyriales, Herpotrichiellaceae.
AUGUCGCAUCGUCAGAACAAUCGACGCUCUGGGAACUCGCGGCGACAGCAGUCUGUCGACUUUCCCCGAUAUCCUCCCAUGUCACAAUCUCAGACAGAGCUGCCGACGUCUGCCCCCUCUCCUACUCCUGCUCCUCCACCUGCUCCCACUUCCGGUGCUACUCUUCCCGCGCUCGUUGCUGCUCCUUACGCGCAGCCUGCUGUUCAGGUGUCCGAUUAUGAGUCAGACAAUCCAGGCUAUCAGUCGGACUACCCAAUAAAACCACCUCCUCCAAACCGCACCAACGAAGAACUCAACCUGUCGGUCCUCAAACGGCACAACCCUCAGAUAUCGUCAAUCCUCUCAAUAGCUCCUUACGCUGUCGUAUACGAGUUCUCUCCUUUACCUCAGCCUGAAUGGACAAAGACAGGAGUGGAAGGCUCCUUGUUCAUUUGCGAACUUACUCCAGGAGUAUAUGGCGAAGACAGGUAUUCCGCCAUUGUCCUCAACAGACGGGGCCUCGACAAUUUCGAAGCAGAACUGAGGGAAGGUGAAAAUGCUGGUGUCGAAAUAACAGGAGAUUAUGUCAUAAUUAGCUUCAAGGAGGGCUAUGAGCAAAAAAUCUACGGUGUCUAUAUCUUCCACGACGGCCCGGGGACCUCAACUGAACACGCCCAGAAGCUGAAUGGUGAGCUGAUGAAGUCUUUGGCUGAUCAUGCGGGUGUAAGUAGACAAGCCGCUGAAGCGGCUGCCUCAGCUGCAACGGCACAACAUACAAAUGGACACAUACUCCAGGCUGAGCAGAGCUUGCAAAAUCAGCAAGGAAGUGCACCAGGGCCCGGUCAGCAAAUCAGUUUGCAGCAAAUUUUCGGCCAGCAAAGAUCAGACGAUGCUGCAUGGAGUGUACGAGCGCAUGAGUAUGAUGGCAGAAUCCAGCCUCCACCACAGCCAGGGCUGCCAGGGCUGCAGCAGCCUGACGUGCUGACUGAUCUGUUCAGAAAAGCCGGUUUUGGUGCAAGAUAG